Molecule: messenger RNA, 1681 nt
Organism: Oldenlandia corymbosa var. corymbosa
Lineage: Eukaryota; Viridiplantae; Streptophyta; Magnoliopsida; Gentianales; Rubiaceae
Source: the annotation of a GenBank genome assembly
UUUCAAUCCGAUUGUCACUUCAAUGGUGGAAAUUGGAAACUCCCCCAAGUAGGAACUAUUAAUCUCUUUUUCUCUCUCUUCCGCUGGAAAAUCAGAUUCUGUUUUUUCAAAUAACAGGUGCCGUCUUUGACCAGCACCUGCCUUAUUACGGAUUGGCCCCCAAUUAAUUAGUACCAUUACCCUUGUGAUUCCUCCCUCUAUAAAUUUGCUUCACUUUUUUUCCUCCACUCAACCAUAAUAUCUCACUAUACUACAUUCUACAUAAUACAUAUACAUCAAUAUACUAAAUUCUCAUAUUCAUUUCUUCGUUCCACCAAAAAAAGAAUGGCGAGCGUGAAAACACUAGCUCAAUCUCAAGACCUCAAAUCCCUCCCUUCCGAUUAUACUCAUUUCAAGAAUCAGCACAAAUCCGUGGAAGCCAGCCCUGAGGUUGGCAUUCCCGUCAUCGAUUUCGCCCUGCUCACCUCAUCCAACCUUGACCACCGUGCCAAAGCCAUCCAUGACCUUGGCAAGGCCUGCGAGGAAUGGGGCUUCUUCAUGGUGGUGAACCAUGAGAUUCCGGAAACGCUGACGAACCCGUUGUUCGAUGCAUGUGAUGAGUUUUUCGAUCUCCCUGAGGAGGAGAAACAGAGGUUUCAGACCAAGAAUCCGAGGUUUCCCUUCAUGGUCCGGUCUACCAUCGGGGCUGAGCAUGAAAAAGUCUUGUUCUGGAGGGAUUACUUCAGAUUUUUCGUCCAUCCCGAAUUUUAUUGCCCUGAUAAACCCCAACAAUUCAAUGAUCUUGUAUCGGAGUAUGCUGAAAAAACCAGAGUUUUGGCAAGGAAAUUACUCCAAGGGAUAUCACAAAGUCUAGGACUGGAAGAAGAUUACAUUGAGAAAGCCAUGGACUUGGACAAAACUACCCAAAUCUUUGCUGCAAAUUACUACCCGCCAUGCCCCGACCCGGAAUCCGCAAUCGGCAUACCACCUCACACUGAUCAUGGCCUAUUGACCUUUCUCCUUCAAAACGGAGUUGGCGGCCUUGAGAUCCAGCACGAAGGAAAAUGGUUCCAUCUCAAUGCAAUUCCGGGCUCCAUUUUCGUCAACACCGGAGACCAGCUAGAGGUGAAAAAAGAAAAAAGAUCUAAUUUGUAAUUACCAUACAAUCAUAAUAAAAUUGAUCAAUUCGUGACUCUUUUUUUUUUCUUUAAAAUAUUGAAAAAAUGAUCAGAUCGUUAGCAAUGGGAAGUACAAGAGCGUUUGGCACAGGGCUGUUGUGAACAACAGUAAGAAAAGGAUUUCAUUGGUUAUCCCCAACGGUCCAUCGCCGGACACCAUCGUCGCACCGGCAGAACCACUACUCAAGGAUGCUCCGGCAAAGUAUUCUCCCAUGGGUUACCUGGAAUACGUGGAAGUUCAACGUACCACAAGGCCUCCUCAGAAGCCCAUCUUGGACAGACUUAAGUUGUACUAAACGUUUUUUGUACAACCAUAAUAAAAGACAUUUAUUUUUUCUGCCACAAUCCGUGAUAAUAAUAACUGUAACGGUACUAUUGCGUCCUAAGAUAUAUGGUAUGGUUAGGUUUAAGAUGUCGCACUAUUGUGUAGUACUAAGAUGAUUUGGUGAAACUAUUGUUACCGGGCACGUGUCUUUGUCUCGUGCAUAUGAGAAUUUGAGGUCAAUAAAUGAAGUGUUUAUUUU